AUGAUGAUACUUGAAGAAGGAAACACUGGACAUCGUAUGGUGAUUAUUCCACAAGGCAAAGUUCAGUGCCAAGAGGCCAACCCGGGCUCACCCAUCCAACAUGUGACGGUCGAAAUCGAUGUGCAACAGUCUCGCGAAACCUAUGCAUAUGAUCUGGACGCAAACCUCGGACAACUGGUCGGGAGGUCUCUUCAGAGCAGGCUAGUACUUGCCUACCUGCAUGCAUUGACUUCUUAUUGCCUCCCAGACCCGCUCACGGGAUACACAGGCACUGAGCAAGCGCUGAACAUUCUCCGAUCGGCUCAGGUUCUUUCCCUCCAGACUCUGUCCGCAGAAAAUCACCAUGUGCUGUUGGAGAUUGCGGAAUUGAAAGGACACCGAAAACUGUCGCCUCCGCGGAUGGGAAAGUUGCAGAUUGUUUCCUGGGUGGAUGGUCUUGGCGCUUUGUCGCAUCGUUACGACUUUCACGUCGCCGUCAAAGACAUCUUCAAGCAGUCUACCAAGUACAGACUCUUUCAUGCCGAUCGAUACAUCGAGCCCCCCAGUUUUGAAGAAAACGAGGCCGUGGAAUUAGGGGAGAGAAAUGCGACAAGGACAGCCAUGUUUCACAGCCCCGGGUUCGGUGGUGAGGCACAUUCUACGGCGGGUGAUGAACCCUACGUCCGCUUAAAUGAUGAAUACCUUGAGCUUAUCGACCAUCGGGGCGGAGAUGGAGAGAGUGAUGAGCCUGGCGACAGCGAGGAGGACGAGAAUGUCGGCUCUUCAGGUACGCAAACUGCAGGUCCGUUUUCAGAUCGCUUCAAGAGAGCCUACAAAACAUGCAUCACUAUGGUGGCGGGACUUCAGGGAACCAAGGUCAACUUCUUCAAAAAAUCGAAAUUGCGAACGUUUAAAUCCAGGAUGCUAAAAGUUCUGGGAAGUCAUCACAAUAUACCGACCGCCGGCCCGUUAAAAAAGGACACAAAUUUCGACUUCAAUUACGACACAAACUGGUUGGAUGACCCUGCAAUAUUUUUACCCAACACUUGGUUUCGAAUAUUGCACUCCUUGCAACACAGGCCAAGCCGAUCCAACGAAUACCGAGCUAGAUUCUUCCUGGCUACUCUGUCGUUCUCACCACAUUCGUGCAUGGAGGCCAUCCAGAUCCUGGCAUCAGCCAUGUGCGGUCAGCUGAAGACGCUGCAGGCACCUCAGGUGGAGGCUUUCAGUUUGAACAAAGGCUGUCAGCCAAAAAGGAAAGACCUGGAGAGGAUACUGCAAAAAUACAUUAUCCCUUUUCCGAAAAGCUCGCAUUCUAGGAGUCCUGUUCGACGGGGUGAGUCGCAAAAUGCGUGCAAAUCGCGGCGAAAGCGAGAGUACGAGGAGGCGAAGAAAUACUGCUUGGAGACGUUGCCAACUGUAUUCAUUGCUGAUUGGAAAUCCAAGGGCGCUCACUGGCCUACCAGUCACGAUCGCUUCAUCAAUCUCUUCAACACCAGUCAAAUGCUACUGGACAUUGAAUUGCAUUUCCGCGACGUGAGCAAUAAUGAACAACUUUCGAAUUACUUCGGAACAUGGCACAGAGAGUUGUUCAAUAUUGAAGGAAAACAGGUAGACUAUCCCAUUGACGUUCAUCCCAGAGCGCCUUGCAAAGCAAGCGUCCACUUGCCUGCGAUAGAUGGGAAGCUGUUGUUCAACAGCACAACCCCUCCGAUUUUCAAGGAAGAACUGCAAAGUCUCUCUCAUCGGACGGUCCCAGUACAAGGGAAAACGAGCCCUCAGGCUUCAAUAUUAGUCGAGCUUCUGAGAUCGAAAGCGUGCUCCUCGGAACAGAUGUCAUAUGUCAAGGAAUUGCAACAAAGCUUGGACUCUCUACAGGGUGCAACUUUGGGACACGUGAUGAAGGAACGUGGAGCAAAACUUCGAAUGCUCCUAAGCUCUUGUUUACGCGAUGCGAAAAUCGACGGCGACAACUUAUUUGAGAGAAUGAAGGAAGCCCUGGGUUGUGUACCUAAGGACCAUGGAAGCCAACUCGCCAACUUGAAGGCCUUGGCAUUUGUUCAACAAAUGCCCCCCAUAGGAAAGCGUUUUCUGCUACAACAGCUGAGUCAUCUCGGCGCAUGUUCCAACAAUUGGCAGGCCUGUCUUCUUGUGUUUGCUGAAAAUCUGUCGCGAGUGCGGCUUUGGGAAAGGCUGAACUUGUUUGAAAUGGAGUCGAACAAGCUGGACCUUGACAAGGAAGCUGUCAGUUUGCAACCUCGAAAUUGGGACCCCCAUCUCUAUCCAGAAUGGUUGUUGUUUGAAGUUGAGAAUAACAUACGGGUGCGAAACGCCCAAGCUCAGAUGGCUGAGGCGAUGAUGUUUCCUCUACAGGACAGAAAUUCGGUCAUGCAGCUGAAUAUGGGUGAAGGCAAAUCAUCCGUCAUUGUGCCCAUUAUAGCAACGUCUUUGGCAGAUGGGAAACGGCUAGUACGCGUCAUUGUCGCAAAACCACAAUCAAAGCAAAUGGAAGAGAUUAUGAAGACCAAACUAGGAAACGCAUUGGGUCGCAGAAUAUACUUCAUGCCAUUUUCAAGGGCAGUUCCUGUUGAUGAGCAGGCAGCCAAGGAACUCCACAGCAUGCUUGAGGAAUGCAUAGCCAAGAAGGGCGUCUUGAUCAUUCAGCCGGAGCAUGAUUUAUCCCUCCAGCUUAUGAUAUGCGACUGCUUCAACAGUGGCCGGUUAGCUACAGGUAACGCUCUGUGCGCGAUUAAACGUCUCUUUGACAACUGCAGCCGAGACAUCAUCGACGAGAGUGAUGAAGUUUUUUCCCCCAAGUACGAGCUUGUGUAUCCCCUAGGGAUAUCACAACCAGUCGACUUCUCCACGGAACGAUGCAGCUUUAUCCAAAGCAUGCUCGCGAUUGUGGCCAAAGUUGCUCCUGAAGUCAAGGAAGAGGCCCCCAAUGGCAUCGAAGUGUCUUGGAUUGGAAAAGGGCGAUUCCCGAGAAUCCGAUUAUUCACAAGUGAGGCAUCAGAUUGCCUUGUGAAGAAGGUCGGAGAAGAAAUCUGCCGAUCCGGAUUUGCUGAACUUCCUAUUCAUCGAGUACCGGAGCAAUUGAAGUCUGACCUUUUGAGCUAUAUGACAAUGAUGGCGCCAACCGCAGAGACCUGCCGGGAGAUUGAAAACGGAAUGGCGAAAUGGAACUCAACAAUGAGGAAAGCAUUCUAUCUCGCGCGGGGAUUAUUGGCCUGUGAGGUUUUGUCGACAGCGUUGCGACACCGAUGGCGUGUGAACUACGGUGUAGACAAGAAUCGGAACCCAAAACUUGAUAUUGCAGUUCCAUUCCGGGCAAAGGACGCACCGAGCUUGAGAUCCGAGUACAGUUAUGCCGAUACUGUCAUCACAAAGACUUGCUUGUCUUACUACUACCAGGGGCUCGAGUAUGAGGACUUCUUCCUUGCCUUGGUUGAACUAUUCAAGUCUGAACAAUCCGAGCCCGAGUACGAAGCAUGGGUUCGUAGCACUGAAGGACUUCAUGCCGAUUUCCGCCAUAUCCAAGGUGUUAAUGUCAACGAUGAGGACCAAUGCAAGACUAUGCUUUUCCCCCAUUUGAGAUACUCAAAAGCUUGCAUAGAUUAUUUCUUGCUGCGUAUUGUCUUUGCCAAACAGCUGAGGGAAUAUUCGGAGAAGGUUUCGGCGUCUGGAUGGGACUUGGCGCGCCCCAAGACGUUUCCGACAACCGGGUUUAGCGGCACGCAUGAUUCACGACCCCUGUUACCGUUGCAUAUAACGCAGCGUGACUCGGACGCUCAACAUCAUACUGAUAGCCUGGUCUUGAACCAAAUGAUGUCUCCGCAGAACUCGGUCAUACUGCUCGGUGAAGUGAAAGGGAGCAAUUCUGAAGAGUUUUUAAAAAGAAUCACCGAAGAACGAGAUGAGAUUCGGGUAAUCCUAGAUGUCGGUGCACAUGUCAUCGAAUUGACGAACCAAGAGGUUGCAGGAAGAUGGCUGGAAUUACUACCUUGCCGCAAUGCUAUCGAUGCCGUCAUAUUCUGUAAUGACAAUGAUGAACUGACUGUUCUGGAUAGACAAGGGAAAUCACAAUGUCUCAGGCUUUCACCAUUUGCCAAACAGCUGAACAAAUGUCUCGUCUACCUCGACGAGGCUCAUACGAGAGGAAUCGACCUGAAACUUCCUCCAACGUAUAGGGCUGCAGUGACUCUCGGUAAAGACCUGACAAAGGAUCGCCUAGCACAAGCCUGUAUGAGAAUGAGAGAUCUCGGAAACGGACAGUCGGUGGCUUUUUGUGUUCCAUUCGAGAUUGAAAAUCAGAUCAGGGCGCAGCUGGAGCUGGACGGAAACGAUCAGAUUACACUUCGUGACGCAAUUGCAUGGACAGUCCUUCAGACGUGGGCAGAGAUGCGUCGUCUGAUACCAAACUGGGCGAAACAAGGCUUCCGUUUCGAAAAGCAAGCCCAGCUGUGGAAUCAAGCAAAAAGCAACGACUCGGGAACAAUUCGGAUGACGCCGGAAAUCGUGUCAAAGUUCAAGGAGUGCGACACGCGGACCAUAGAAUCCCAGUACCAAUUUCCUCCACCUUCAGGCCCUUUGCUCGAAAAAGAAGCGAGCAGCGAAAAUUUGGGCAAAAUAAAAAAGCGCUGCGAGGCAUAUGAUUUCCACGGCCAUGAUGGGCAUGGACUACAGGAAGAGCAGGAGAGGGAAAUGGCAACAGAAGUAGAGGAGCAGCGCGAGCUGGAGCGACCCAAGCCAGCGGAGCCUGCGAAACACCAGAGUAACCUAGACGUCGUGCGUUUCAUCAGGACAGGGAAGAUCUCCUCGGACAGCAAAGGGAUAAUCGGCGCUUUCAAAAGCAUGACGGACACGACUGCGGCAACCCUGCUCAACGUCAACCUGUUUCCACAGCACGUCAAAGUGAGCAGAGAUUUUGCCCGAGUUAUUAAAACGACUCGAAACGCCAAGAAUCUGAAAUCGGACUAUUUCAAAAAUGACGUGCAGUUCAUUCUCACCUCUGCCGACGAGGACAAGAUUGUUCAGGAGAUGGUCAUCAUCAGCCCUUAUGAGGCCGAGAUCCUGUACAAUGAAAUAUCACGAAGCGAAGUCGUCGCACUGCACAUUUACUCUGCGCGACAGAAUAGCAGCUACCCCGCGAUUGACGGACUCGAUCUUUACAUUGUCCCUCCGCGAGCGCGCCGUCGAAUCCCAACUCAUAUGAAGAUUGAGUUGAACCUCUUUGCUGGCCAGCUCUAUUUCAGCACAUUCAAGGAGUAUACCGAAGUAUGCGACUUUUUGAGCUUAUCGUGGAGUUUGAAGAGCCCCGGGGAUCUCAUAGACGGCUUCAUACCGCGCAAGGGAAGCAGCACGAAUGCACCUCACGGCGUCAAUUCGAAAACUAGCCCAGUACCGUUUCUCAAGGCGUUCAUGACUUAUGUGAGAAAUCAGGGAGGCAACAUUGGUACGACGCAUAUGGGGAAGAUGUUGAGUGGUGUAUAUUUGGGAGCAGAAGACUUCCCGUCUCGGGUAAAGCGCGAGCGGGAAGAAGAUGAUGAUUGCAAGGAGAGUCUCUUUACGAGGUAG
Molecule: messenger RNA, 5556 nt
Organism: Ustilaginoidea virens
Lineage: Eukaryota; Fungi; Ascomycota; Sordariomycetes; Hypocreales; Clavicipitaceae
Exons: 2
Coding region: 1-5556 (1851 amino acids)
Source: RefSeq, a predicted model, not a curated record